Messenger RNA from Zychaea mexicana, 2163 nucleotides. RefSeq lists its product as uncharacterized. Gene Ontology annotation, molecular function: protein kinase binding. Gene Ontology annotation, cellular component: cytoplasm. The record is from RefSeq and is a predicted model, not a curated record. The coding region runs from base 1 to 2163 and encodes 720 amino acids. Lineage: Eukaryota; Fungi; Mucoromycota; Mucoromycetes; Mucorales; Lichtheimiaceae. The transcript has 2 exons.
AUGGCAACGCCUAUUCCAGGAGACCGAUUUAUACGCACAUUUACGCAUUAUCUCGAUUCCAAUGAAAUUAGGCUCACGAGCGGCAACCCCUCGCUGAAGAAAAGAAAGUCAGACGACGGCGCAAAGAAGCGUAACGGAACAACAGCAGGAGCAACACCCGAUAUUAAUAAUAGUAGCAAUAAUACCCCAUCGAGCAUUGCCACAGCAAUGACAUCGCUUUUCACUGGCGGUGGUAGCAGUGGCUCAAGCGCAAAUAACGACGUCUUAAGUAGCAGCCAAAGCUUCAAAACGUCCACGACGGGAGGCACACCAGCUUCUUUGUAUGGUAUACAAGUUCCAUACAUGUCUUUACUUAUGGCCGCGUCACCGACCGCAUCUGCCUUAUCGAUGACUCCAUACAUGCCUCCACGAUGCACACUGUCGCUGGAUAUCCAUCAUUACUAUUUUCUGCUUGUCCAGUUUGAACAUCUCGGUUUUGAUGUAGGCGACCCAGCACUGCUUGGCGAGAUACCGGAAGACGGGGUGGUUGAAACAGAAACGUCGGUCAACGAUGAAGCAAAAGCACCUUCGAUCAUGUCUGUAGGGUCGAUCGCAUCGACCAUGUCGACGCUGUCGCUAUCGACGGGAUGGAAUUUCUGGCAAAAAGGGACGGACCGGGAGGAACAGCACAAGCCGCUCCACGAGGAUAUCAUGCACAUUUACAAAUUCUUUGCACGCGUGUCGGCGCUCAAACUGCAAAUGAACCUACUGAUCGAUCCGCACAAUGCCACAACACGAAGCAGUCAGCGUGCGAUCACGCAUUACGAACAACCAUUACCCCAGGAUGGGUCGGUCAUACUGUCGUUGUCCCCGUUUCAAACACUGUCGUUUCUAGAACUUUCCGGUAUCCACCCCAGAUUCAUCGAUGGAUGGGCACAGCUACGCCAGAACCUCGUCAGUUUGGUCGUCAAGGGUGCGAACGUCGAGGAUGCAGCAGAUGUGAUCAAUAAGGAUCUGGAAAACGGAGCAAAAGCACAAGCAGACAGAAAAGAGGAAGAGGAGGAACGGCAGGGGAACGUAUCCUGGCAACAAUUGAAAAUGCUGUCUCUUGCGGAUAACAAUCUGACAACCCUUGACAACGAGCCUUUGCGACGGAUACAGUCGGUCACCCAUCUCAACUUGUCCAGCAACUUACUGAUUGACGUCCCAGCAGCACUGUCGAACCUAUACAACUUGCAGUCACUGCAACUGGCGUACAACAUGGUUUCGUUCGUCAAUGGCAUCAACACUGUCCUGGGCAAUGUGCAGGAACUGGACCUCCGAGGAAAUCGACUGACAAUGCUGGCAGGACUGGAUCGGUUGUGGGCGUUGGAGAGACUGGACCUGCGAGACAAUCGGAUUGAAGACUCGGCAGAGAUCGGACGACUCACCACACUUCCGAAUCUGGAGGACGUGUGGGUUCAGGGUAACCCGUUUACGAUCAUACAGCCCGAUUACCGUGUCGACAUCUUCAGUACAUUCAAGCAAGCCGGUCUCGAAAUCCAAUUGGAUGGCUCGCGCCCAACAUUUGCCGAGCGACGACGUGUAAGCGCAUCAACAACAACAACAGACCACUACAAAGCACCUGCAGCGUCUGUUGCGCCACCGGUAUGGCCAACUGCACAGGCGGGCGCAGCAGCAGCAGCAGCAGCGACAGCGACAGGAGGAUCGAGCGGUGGCGAAUCAGACUCGACAAAGACAGAACAACGACCACAACAGCCAAAGAUUGCACGCGCUAAAACGAGAAAGUCGAAACGCGUUAUCAAGCUAGGACAGCAGCCAGACGAAGAAGGGAAAAGGCAGGAGCAGAAGCAACAGGGAGAAGACGAAGCUGGUGGUCGUCGGAUGCAUCGGGUCGCUGAGCUAGAAGAAGACCAGCUUGUACGCAGAGCAUCGACAUCAUCGUCGUCUCGAAAACGCCGAUCUCGAUCCAAGGUGCGACGUAGUCAGUCGCCCAGCGAAGACAAGAAGGACGAGCAAAAGCAUCGAUCGGUGUCACCGGCAACACAGAGUUUUCGACGCAAGAUCGAGUCUAUGCGACGUGAAGCUGGAACGGAAUGGCUGCGUGUCUUGCAAGAGAUGGAGCUUGGCAAAUCUAAACAAAAUACCAGCACUACUACUGCUACUGCGACCGAUAAAUCGUGA